Salvia miltiorrhiza (redroot sage) is the source of this 1032-nucleotide messenger RNA. RefSeq lists its product as uncharacterized. The transcript is spliced from 4 exons. Gene Ontology annotation, biological process: protein stabilization; protein folding; protein import into mitochondrial matrix. Gene Ontology annotation, cellular component: mitochondrion. The record is from RefSeq and is a predicted model, not a curated record. Bases 121 to 762 code for a protein of 213 amino acids. Lineage: Eukaryota; Viridiplantae; Streptophyta; Magnoliopsida; Lamiales; Lamiaceae. Gene Ontology annotation, molecular function: protein-folding chaperone binding; zinc ion binding.
AAAAGAAAAGAAUAAACUAUUUAGGCAGUGCUGUCCGAUUUCGUCUAGUUUUGUUUUCUGUCCGCUGCAAAAUUAUAGAGCCGCACAUACUUACAUCUAGAUACACAACUAAGCUGAAUAAUGGAAACUCUAACCACCACCACCACCACCACCGGCGCCGUAUCUCUGCCGCUGUUCUCCCCCUUCAAACCCAAACGACUAACUUUCCGUCGGCUCCUCCGAUACUCAAUUUCCCCCAAUAAUGGCAAUAAUAGCAACGGAAAAAUUAACAGCGAAAGCGAUCUCAAUUCUGAUUCCGCCCUAGUCCCCAUUUUAAGAAAUGGAACUCUCUCGAAGGAUGAUGCGAUGGGGUUGGUGCUUAGUGCCGCAAACGUGGGUGGGUGGACAACCGGGUCGGGUAUGGAAGGCCCGCCUGUUCCCGCCGGUGCAGAUUCAAAUUCCGUGACGGAGCGUGUAUCCACUUUCCCCUGGUCGCUUUUCACUAAAUCCCCUCGGCGUCGGAUGCGCGUGGCCUUCACGUGCAACGUCUGCGGCCAGCGCACCACUCGCGCUAUCAAUCCGCAUGCUUACACUGACGGCACCGUAUUCGUUCAGUGUUGUGGUUGCAAUGUGUUUCAUAAGCUGGUGGACCAUUUGAAUCUAUUCCAUGAGAUGAAGUGCUACGUGAAUUCGAGUUUCAAUCCAAAUCCAAAUGAUAAUAUGAACAUCAAAUACUUGGACAUGGAUGAGGACAACAAUGACAAUAUCUUUCCGCCUUUCUGAGAGGUCAGAAAUGCAAGUGGCACACAUUCAUUUGUAUGGCUGUACAUAUUGAUUUACGGAGUGGGCUUUAACUUUAUUGUCUAUGUAAAUAGGGAUGUUACUGUUGUUAAUAUUUGAAUAAGUUAGUAUAAAUUGGAUAGAUCUGUAAUGGCAUAAUCUGUACAUUUAUGAUAUGAUGGCCGAUCAUAUCUGAACCAAAUUAUAAUUAGAUAGUUUGCUCUUGUCUGGUGAUUAUGUAUGUUUCUUAAUGUAGAGCAGCAUUUUCUUCUA